Danio rerio (zebrafish) is the source of this 1626-nucleotide messenger RNA. RefSeq names its product calreticulin 3a (gene calr3a). The record is from RefSeq and is marked validated. NCBI's taxonomy places the organism in Eukaryota, Metazoa, Chordata, Actinopteri, Cypriniformes, Danionidae. Gene Ontology annotation, molecular function: calcium ion binding. Gene Ontology annotation, cellular component: cytoplasm; cell surface; endoplasmic reticulum. Gene Ontology annotation, biological process: protein folding.
GCCAUAUUUUAGUGACCAUUAGCUCGAGCGGCGUUCAUUAUUAUAUCAGGAUCUUCGUCAAAAGCAGGUCCUUUAACCGUGCAGAGAUGCGGAUCACUGCUGCAGUGUGCUUUAUUUCUGCACUGGCCUUCAUUGCGCACGCAGACGUCUAUUUUAAAGAGCAGUUUCUGGACGGAGAUGGCUGGAAAAGCAGGUGGGUGGAAUCCAAGCACAAGUCCGACUACGGCCAAUGGAAACUGACCUCAGGGAAAUUCUACGGUGAUGCUGAGCUUGAUAAAGGUCUGCAAACAAGUCAAGAUGCUCGGUUUUAUGCUUUAUCCAGUCGCUUUGAUUCAUUUAGCAAUGAGGGCAAAACAUUAGUGAUCCAGUUUACGGUGAAACACGAGCAGAAGAUCGACUGUGGCGGUGGGUAUGUGAAAGUCUUCCCCGCCGAGAUGGACCAGACCGAAAUGCAUGGUGAAUCGCAGUAUUACAUCAUGUUCGGGCCUGACAUCUGUGGCUACAGCACCAAAAAAGUCCACGUCAUUUUCAACUACAAAGGCCAAAACCACCUAAUCAAGAAAGACAUCAAAUGCAAGGACGAUGAACUCACACACCUGUACACACUGAUUCUGCGACCAGACCAAACUUAUGAAGUGAAAAUCGACAAUGAGAAAGUGGAAUCGGGUUCCUUGGAGGAAGACUGGGAUUUCCUUCCUCCCAAAAAGAUCAAGGAUCCAGAGGCCAAAAAGCCAGAUGAUUGGGACGACAGGGCGAAAAUCGACGAUCCUGAAGACACUAAACCCGAGGAUUGGGACAAACCUGAGAAUAUCCCUGACCCUGAUGCCAAGAAACCAGACGACUGGGAUGAAGACAUGGAUGGAGAAUGGGAACCUGCAAUGAUCCCAAACCCAGAGUACAAGGGUGAGUGGAAACCCAAACAGAUUGACAACCCCUCCUACAAAGGCACCUGGGUUCAUCCUGAAAUCGACAACCCAGAGUACGCGGCAGAUGACGCCAUUUAUAAGUUUGACAGCAUUGGUGUUCUGGGACUGGAUCUUUGGCAGGUAAAAUCUGGAACAAUCUUUGACAACUUUUUGAUCACCGAUGAUGUCGAGGAGGCUGAGAAAUUUGGUACAGAUACAUGGGGUGCGACAAAGGGACCAGAGAAGAAAAUGAAGGACCAGCAGGAAGAGGAAGAACGGAAAAAGCGGGAAGAGGAAGAAAAGAGCAAAAAGGAUGAUAAUGAGGAAGAUGAAGAGGACGAAGAUGAGGAUGAGCCAGAGGAGGAUGAUCAUACAGAAGAACCUCCAGAGGAAGAAGAGGAGGGUGAGGAUGAUGCGCUCCCUAAAGAUGAAUUGUAAAGAAGUCUCUUCCUGAAUGAGCAGAUCUGAUGUGGUUCUUAAGUCUUUUUCUUUAAAUGAGGUGUAUAAUUUGACCCCGCCCCCUUUCUAGUCACAUGUCGCAUCCCUGAAUUCAGAUUUCUUUUGGUUUUGCUGCUAGAAGCCCCAUGUUCAUAGUACAACCUGUUAAACUAGACUAAUAAAUGUUUGGGUUUUCUGUUCGGUCUCGAGUUGCGCAAUGGGAAAAUUCUAAUGUAUCAUUUGUUGGAUUUGCACUUUUUUAAAUAAAUGAUUUAUUUUUAAA